Hyalella azteca is the source of this 2006-nucleotide messenger RNA. Its product is annotated as magnesium-dependent phosphatase 1-like. The transcript is spliced from 4 exons. Gene Ontology annotation, molecular function: acid phosphatase activity. The coding region runs from base 810 to 1313 and encodes 167 amino acids. The record is from RefSeq and is a predicted model, not a curated record. NCBI's taxonomy places the organism in Eukaryota, Metazoa, Arthropoda, Malacostraca, Amphipoda, Hyalellidae.
UGUGACUUCUGCUAGGGGAACGUAGCGCCUCCCCCGGACCCUGUCGCUUCAUUUAGAACAGGAAAAUAAAGAUAUUUUAUAGCAGAAUAAAUUAUUUAUUUACUGGGGUGACCGAAGCAUCACUGUAUGGUCUUGAAAUCAUUUAUGAACACAAAACGCAGACAAUAGUUGUAAAAUAAAGAUACAUUAAAGCAGCAUAACUUAUCAAUUUUUCGGGGUACUCGAAGCAUUACUGUAUGGACUUAAUAUCAUUUAUGAAAGAACAUAACGUAGAAAAUAGUUGUAAAGAAGGCAAAAAGCCUAUUGGAGUUCUUUGAAUUGAAGAAGAUGGGAACCACUAACUUUGUGGGCAUCGGCUGAUUGAAACGUGGACAGAAUCUCUCCAUUCCUGAAGCGUGCAUUCUCGAACAAGGCAUUACUCGCCGGAACGUUGCUCCAUGAUUUAUGAAGGCCUCGCUUAUAAGUUCUCGCAUUUCUUCCACACUUCGAAGUUAUUUGCCCGUAUUAAGGUUCUGAACACAUUUUGAGAAGGUACGAUUUGUUGAUUAUUUUGGCCAUGGGCCGCAGUUACUGUAUCCUAAUUGAAAUCAAUUUGUCAAUGAAAGCUCAUAGCCUGAAAGAUCUUAUAAAUUCUUCUAGCCCAACGAAUUUAAUGUCAUUCAACAAAAACAGCUGUGCUGCGAGAAUUAAUUUCCUCACUAUCUUUCAUAAAAAAAAAAAAACAAAAUAAGUCAAUUGUCCUAUAAAUUCGCAUGAGCAGGCUUUUAUAUCCUUGAAUUGCUUGAUUGUCACAAGAAUAUUCGGUUUACAUGGCAGCUGCCAAACCUAAACUCAUCGUCUUCGACUUAGACUACACGCUGUGGCCGUAUUGGUGCGACACGCACAUAGAUCCACCCUUCUCGAAGAACAGCAAGGGUGAGGUGCGGGACGCGAGGGGCCAGCUUGUGAAGCAUUACCCUGAGGUGCCGGAGGUGCUGGAGGACCUGCACGCUCAGGGCUACCUGCUGGGGGUGGCCUCUAGGACUGGGGAGGUGCAGGGAGCUAAUCAGCUCAUUAGGCUCUUCGGCUGGGACAAGUUCUUCUCUUAUAAGGAGAUAUAUCCGGGCUGCAAGAUCAAUCAUUUCAAGAAACUGAGAAAUAACUCUGGCUUGAAUUACGACGAGAUGUUGUUUUUCGAUGAUGAACCGCGCAACGGGUACGACAUGAAGAAAAUCGGCGUCCUGAUGAUACGAAUUGAUGAACACGUCGGUGUCAACAAAGCUGUUGUGCAAAAAGGCCUGCAGGAGUUCGCUCUAAGGGCUGCCAAAAAUUGAUAACAGCUUCUUCGUAGUGAUAACAUCUGCAUAAAAUAUUGUAUCGCUGUAAUAUCCUUUUAAAUGACGUGAUUGUUACCAAAGCUACAUGAAUAUUGGCGUUAAUAGCCAAGUAGUAUAUAUAUUAAUAAAAAUGUUUAUUGGAAAUUCUAUCUAUAUGUAUGCGCGACUAGAUAAAAAGAGUGAUUAUGAUACAAGUAUUACAAAUUGUCCUGGGCAACGAGCGUGGUCAUAGUAAUUUUCAAAAUCUAAAUAAAAAAAUCCGAAAACAAAGAAAUGUAACAAAAAUCAAAAUAUGAUUAAACAAAGGCCUGACAUUAUGUGUAUUGACUUUGAUGAAUUGUAGAGGCUGGAAAAUGCGCGCUAUGCACAUGUCCACAUUAUGAGAUUGAGCAACCAAAGCUUAACAUUCUUGCAGGUAUUAAUGUAAUGAAUAGAACGUUUAUUGUGAACGCAGCCACUUAUCUUAAAACGUAGAACAUUUUCAUUGAAUAAACGGACAGAUUUUAUUCUUUAAAUGUAGAUUUGUAUUCGAUUCAUUGCUGUUAUUUUUUGUUUGUUUACAUCAAAGAUGUUCCUUGCAUGGUUGAACUGAAACUAAUACAAAAUAAUCCUUGUAUUAAUUCAACCAUGGUUCCUUGUAGCUCCAAACUCGGCCCAGGAGUUGUAUUGUGAAUAACAAGUGGGAAUCUG